AUGCCUUUUAAACACAUAUAUAUUCUUACCAAACUAGUAACUAACUGCUACAAUAGAGUGAUUACAAAGCUAGGACUUACAAAUACUUACUUUGUCAAAAAUAGAAUUGACCAAGGAGAGAUGCAUCAAGAAAAAUUUUUUGGUACAGAUAU
This is a messenger RNA of Racocetra fulgida, 152 nucleotides long. Lineage: Eukaryota; Fungi; Glomeromycota; Glomeromycetes; Diversisporales; Gigasporaceae. The record is from the annotation of a GenBank genome assembly.